Messenger RNA from Equus caballus (horse), 8676 nucleotides. The record is from RefSeq and is a predicted model, not a curated record. Lineage: Eukaryota; Metazoa; Chordata; Mammalia; Perissodactyla; Equidae.
UUAUAGCAGCAACAGGAAACUAAUACAUUAUUUCUCCCUCCCUACCGGCUCAUUCCUAUCAAAUGCCUUGAUGUUACUAAUACCUAAAACAAACACAUAAACAAAACUUCCUUGAGUAUACGGUCUAUGCCUAUGACAGCUCCUUUCCUCUGCUUCUCUUAAGAGCAAAAAGUAUUGAGAGAUUUAGCUGACUUCACCUCCUCAUCUCAAAUUUUCUCUUUACUCACUUAUACUGGGCUUUUUCCCCCAUCCAUGGACAUGGCUUUUAUCAAGGUCAUCAGGGACUUUCAUCUUAGAAAACAGAAUGAUCAGUUCUCUAUCCUCAUCCUCCUGACCUCUCAGAAGGAUUUAAUAUGUUGAUUGCACCUUCCUUUUUGACACAUUUCCUUCUCUGGGCUUUAGGGAUCCCAAAUGUGUCAUGUUCCCCCAGCUCCUCCUCCCUUGAUGCUUCUUUUCAGUCUCCUUUAAACUCUCUUCUAUAUGUUGGAAUGUUGUGCACCUCCAGGGGCCUUCUUUCAUUUCUAUCUAUACUUUCUCCCUAACCAAACUUACCAGUCUCAUGCUUUUAAAUACCAUAUACGGACAACUCUCUAAUCAAUAUCUCAAAAUUGAACCCAUCGCUUAAAAGGUAUGCCUUACUUCUAUCUACUUACCAUCUCCAUUUUACCUGCCUAACUGGUAUUGCAAAUUAAAUAUGGCCCCCAACCUGCUCAUGUAAUAAACUUUGACCAUCUCAGAGCAUGACUCUGUCAUCAACCUAUUUGUUCAGAUCAAAGUCCUAAAAAUCAUCUGUAUUGAUUUUCAAUCUCUGCAUAACAAAUUACAAAAAAAACUUAGCAGCUUAAAACAACAUCUGUUUAUUAUUUCACAGUUUCCAUGGGUCAAGAGUCUGGGUUUGAGUUAACUAAGUCCUCUGCGCAAGAUUUCAAAGGACUGCAGUGUUGGUCAUGCCGCAGUUCACAUCUGGAACUCAGGAUCCUCUUCGAAGUUCAUUUAGAUUGUUAGCAGAAUUCAGCUUCUUACAGAUGUAGGACUGAAGUCCCCAUUUUCUUGCUGGCAAUCAGCUGGGAUCAGUCUCAGCCCCUGGGCACAUGGCCCACACAGGCAGUUCCCCACAUGCUCUCUUCCAGAUCCUCAGGAGCACACCUGCUGCUGCUUCUUGUCUCCUUUAAGAGCCCACCUGAUUCAGUCAGGACUAUCAAGGAUAAUCUCUCUUUUGCCAUAUAGAGUAACAUAACCACAAAAGUCAUAUCCUAUGUUAUUUACAGGUUGUGCCCACACUAAAGGGAAAGGAAUUGUUCAGGGCAUGUACACCAGGGGGGCAUCUUAGAAUCCUGCCUACUAUAUCAUCCUUGAUUCCUCACUUUCCUUCACACACACAACAAAUCCAUCAAUAAUCCCAGUUGGUUAUGCCUAUAGCAUAAACCCUGAAUUUGACCAUUGCUCAUUAUGUUCCUUGCCAAAACAUUAGUCCAAGUCUCCAUCUUCCUUAGACCAUUGUAAGAAUCUCUUAACUGUUACCACUGCCUCUUUCCUGGUAACUCCUAUUCUCCAUCCUCAUCCAGGAGACACGGUGAUCCUCCUAAAGCUCAACCACAUAAUGUCCCCAAGUUUAAAAUGCUCCAGCUGCUUUCCAUGACACAUAGAUUAAAAGUUAAAAUCCUUAUUAUGACCUAAAAGGUAGAAUAUGAAUCACAACUUUUAGCUUUCAUCUUCUUCCCUCUCCUGUUUUCAAUUUUAUUCCAGCCACAGUGGCCUUUUUUCUAUGCCCCCUCCCCAAAACAAAAACUGGCUCCUGUCUCAGGCCUUUCCAUUUGCUCUUCCUUAUUCUUGGAAGGUUCUCCUCCAAGUUCUUCACAUAUCAGCCUUCUUAUCUUCUUUCAGGUUCAAACUUAACUGUCACAUCUUGAGAGUAGUGUUUCCCAAAAGUCCGCUAUCCUCCAACUCCUAGUACUGCUUUACCACAUCACCUUAUUCCAUCAUCUUCAUAGCAGAAAUAAUCAUAUUAAUAUUUUUAUUGUCUUUCUCAUGUACACCCCACAUCCUACCCUGUCCUGGGAUGAAAGUUCUUUAUGGAAAGGGAGUCUGUAUCUCUUGUUCAUAAUUGAACAGCCAGCACAUGGAUCAUUGUAUGGUGCAUGGUGAGUGCUACACAAUUACUUGAGGUGCUUUUUGGUACUGAAAGUAAGAAAGUAACAAAUAAAUCUCAGGUGAUAUUUUUCAGGAAUGAGAGGAGGAAGAAGCAAAAAUUAAAGUCUUUUGACAAUUAUGAUUAUUUAAACAACUAUUCUGAUCUGUACUGAAGUGUACACAAUGAUGAGUAAUAUAUUAUCUGUUGGAAAUAUUGAAAAGAUCAUGGUUUUACAACUGGAAAGAUUUGUGUGAAUUUUAAUUCUUUCACUUGCAAACUGUGUAACCUUGAAAAUCUUACUUUGUCUCGCUCUUGGGUUUCUUGCCUAUAAAAUAGAGAAUAAUACCUAAUUUUUUUGUUAAAAAUAAAUGAGGUAAAUUGUGCAGAGUACCUGCCAUAGUGCCCAGAAUGUAAGUGAUGCUCAAUGCAUAUCAGUUACCUGUUUAAUUAAUAGUGUUUUCUAUCUAACAGAAAAAAAUAAUUGAAGUACAUAGACAACUAUAACAAAACAAACUGGAAGCAUAAUAAUAAUCGUGAGAGUUGAAAGUUAGAUAGCAUCACAUCUUUUGGGUAAAAUCAAAACAACCGUUGGAAAGGAAAGGACAUGUUAUAGUAACUCCAAGAAUAGACAGGAGAGAGAUGAGAUAUUGGAGAAGACAGUGGCAUUGCUGAUAUAAUAGAUGUAAUGAGAAUAAUGGCAUUAGCCUCAAAUACAUGCUUACCUAGGAGAGUUAUCUUUCAGCAUAAGGCAAAGUAGUGGCUAGAAGGAGCUAGAAGUAUAGGAAAAAGUUGAGGAUCCUGUAGUUACCAAGGAAUCAGAAAAGUGAUUUUCCACACCUCUCUUAUUUUUUCUAAUUUUCAUAUGCAAAUUGAAUCUCCUAAAAUAUCUCUCAAUCCACUCAACACACACAAGUAAUGGAACUAGAUAUGUCCUCAAUUCUCUUUUAAACUUUGAUUCACUAUAAUUGCCCAUAAUCCUCUUACUUUUUUCCUACCUACUGGAGAACAAUACUUCUAUCUUUCUCCUUCCUUUUUUCAGCAUAACACCAAUCUCCAUAAGCCCCCUAUUUCAUCCCAUUCCCCACAAACAAACAUAUUCCAAUAGAGAAUCUUAGGAAUUCUAGAGGUGGAGCACAAUAGUAUGGAGGAGGAAUAAAGGUAAGUAGCCCCGAAGCUUUGAAGAAUAUCCUGUGUGUAAGGAAUAUGUACCAUCAGCACAUAUUUGGGGGCUUAAAGUUUUUUUCAGCAAGACAGUCUCUGAUCUCACCUCCACUUCUUUCUCUCACUUCUCUUAAACCAUUUGUUUCAUAUGUCUUUCCCAUCUUUCCUAUGAUUAUCUAUAACCAUCUCUCCAUUUCAGGUCAGUAACUAUAGGGUCAUCAGUCUCCCAACAUUCAGCUGAACAGAAUGGAAAGCACAUUGAAGGCACACCUUCUUAACAUCCUUGAGGACCUUUUAGAGGAGGAGUCGGUAAAGUUCAAGUUCCAACUCACAAACAUAGCUCUUUCUGAGGGAUACAACCACAUUCCUAGGGGCACUGUCCAGCAAGCAACCCCAGUGACACUUGCUGAUCUACUGAUCCGGUACUAUGGGGAGGAAUAUGCCAAGACUGUGACCCAGGAGGUCCUGAAAGCCAUAAACCAGCGUAGCCUGUUGGAGAAGCUCCAUCAGUCAAUGGAAAAAUAUGGAUCUUCUGCUCAAAAAGUUGCAAAAAAGACAAAUAAGAGGAAGCAAGAGAAUGAAGCAGGACCAAAUGAAGAUAAACAGCAACUAACUAUCUCAAAGGUUUGUAAUCUGCACUGGGGCAGAUAUUUUUGCCCUGGAAUAGAGUGGAGUGUCCAGGCCAUAGGAUGCUCAAAAUCUUAGGGGCUUACUGGCUUCUAUGUCCUACAAGAUAUAUCAUAGUCAUUCCAUGUUAGCAUCAACGGAAGCAUGUUGAUGCUAACAUGGAAUGACUAUGAUAUGUCUUCUCCAAGUUGUUUUGGAGAAGAGCAAGAUCCCAGAGAGAUCUGGCUAUGACUCCUGUCUCUGCUGCUCACUUCUGUGUUACCGCUGGAACAUUGCUUGAUUUUCACGAGCCAUUCUCCUCCAAAAUGAGAAUACUAGUAAUAAAGAGGGCAUUAUGAAAAUUGAUGGUUACUAAAUAAAACCAAUUCAUUUUCCUUUCAGUUUUCCUUGCUAUCCUCAUUUUCUGCUUCUGGCCCUUCAAGGUGGAACCCUGUAUUAUAAUUCAUCCCUUGAUCAGCCCAUUACCUAGCACAUAGAAGGACUCAAUUUAUUUUUGGAAAACUAAAAAUAUAUUUAUACAUUCGUAAAUGAUAAACUUAAUUGUCUCCUUGCUAUAGAGAGAUACUAGCCAUUAUCACUGUUUUUGUUUCUUUCUAGAGAUUUAGAAAUAUCUUUAACCAAAAGAAAAUAUCCAAUGAAUCUGCACCUUAUCCCAGAGAUCCUCAACCAAGCAAUGAUAAGGAAGUAACAACCAAAAAUCAAUACUUUCAUGACUUGAUUCGGCGGCUUAAUCUGGACAGUUAUUAUCCCAAGAAGAUGGCCAAAGUCAAUUCUCUUUUGAUAAAUAAGACCUCCCUCCAUGGCACUCAACCAAGAGCUGAAACAGAGCCACCAUUUUGUUUUCUAGAGAAACUUUUGGUAUUAGAUUACCAUUUGCGAUAUCUAGUUUACAGAGGUAAUAUAGAUACAAUAUCUACUGUGUCCCAGACACUGAGAACCACAGAACAAGAAAGAACAUUUGAGAACUUUUUCAUUAUCAAGGAAACACAAUCAAAUGCAGUACAAAUUUGCAUCCACCCAAUGGACAUACAAAUGGCAAUUUUUCACUGUGCAGAUGACUUUACAAGGCAGUAUAUUUUCACCAAACUUUCCAUUUGCCAAUUCGCUCUCCCACUUUUGGUGCCAAAUCCUUGCAAUUCCCAAAUUGAAUUCCCUCUUUGGUCUCUCAGGCAACUCAGGAGAAGCUGGAGAGAGGUGGAAAAAAUAGGAUGGGAGAAAAAAAUUAGGAAUUAUAAUAACCAGCUGAUUAGUUGGCAACCUAUACAUAUUAUAUCUUUCAUAAGAGUUGGAAAUUAUGUCUCUACUUCCAAGUCUCAGAUUUUGAAUGCACUCCUGAGUAAAGGCAAACAUGACCAUUUUUCCUCCCACCAUUCUAGGGAAGACAAUAAUAGAUGUCUAUUGAUAGAUGGUAUGGUGGAAAUCUGCUGGUUCUGCCCAGGUGGGAGAGCUGAGGACAGAUUUGAAAACUGUAUUGCCUUCACCAAUCUCCAUGGAAAUGCUGAAAUACAUGAGAGGCAGGUUAAGUUCCUGCAGCAGGUCUCCUCAGUCACUGUCAUUCUCCUGUCAACUUCCAAUUUUGACAAAAUGACUAGUUCCCUUCUACUCGAAUUUUGGAAUUCACCCAAACCUCUUAUCUGUUUGUUCGAAAAUGCAGAAAAUAUUAUGGAUGAGAAUUCUGCUCACAAAGUGAGAAUUGGGAUCAAGAACCUAAAUAAGAUAGAACUAGCUGAUAAAAUUACAGCUACUUUAACACAGUUGCUGAAGAAGUCUGGAUCUCCUUACAGUUUGAGUGAUUGGGCCAACAUUGCUAGGAAGUAUGAAUUUAUUAUUGAUGAGGACCAAAGAGGCUGCCAAGAAGCAGGGAAAAAAGCAGACAUCCUAAUGGACAUCUUGAGAAAAGUGAAAUUACCUGAGAUAAAGGAGAAGUUACUACCACUUCAGGGAGGUCUAUGGCGUGAUUGGUGUAAAAAGGAUAAGGAACUCCAUCAGCUCAGAGAAAAAGGAAACAGGAGCAUUGAGCAAUACACGAAUGAGAUUGAGAAGGAAAAGCAGAUAACACGUUGUGAACAGUACCACAAAGUUAUUAACCUUAAUGACCUGAUGAAGUCUCUGUUUGAAAGUCUUCAGUCACAUCCAGAGACCCACACAGAGCUCUACUUUCUGCAGGGGCUGAGCAUGUUAAUGGACCAACUAACCACAGGAGAGUUAGAAAAGCUCCACCAGAGGCACCGUUUUCUGUUGGCUCAGGUGCGAACAGAGAAGCAGAAGCUGUCAAAGAGAGACUCCCUCAGACGCUGGGAGGCUGAGCUACAAGCUGUUUCCAAAGAGAUCAGUGACUCUACCCUGGGAAUUGAGCAUCUCCUGAGAGAGAUGGGCCAGAUCUACGAAGCUCUGGAAGAAGCUUCUUCCCAAACAAAUACACUAUUUCUCUCCCUUCCCCAAAUGGCUGCUGACCUGAUGGUAUCUGGAACUCCCAUUGAGCUGAUGGAUGGAGAUGCAUCUUAUGUGCCCCUGAAGUGGGUGGCAGCUGUUUUAGACAAGGUCUCUGAGAAACUUAGAGACAAACGGGUGUUUGUUCUCUCUGUCCUUGGCCUACAGAACUCAGGAAAGUCCACUCUGCUGAAUGCAAUGUUUGGGCUUCAGUUCAGUCUCAGUGCUGAGGGGUGCACCCGGGGGGCCCAUAUGCAGCUCCUGAAGGUGGAAGAGAUGCUCAAGGAACAGCUGGGCUUUGAUUUUGUGCUUGUUGUGGACACAGAAGGACUUCGGCCCUCAGAGUUCAUUAACAAAGCACAUAGUGAGGAAAAUGAGUUGGCAACCUUUAUCAUUGGACUUGGAAACUUAACUCUAAUCAAUGUUUUUGGGAAUGAUCUAUCAGAAAUACAAGAUAUUCUGCAAAUAGCUGUCCAUGCCUUUCUCAGGAUGAAACAACUGAACAUCUCCCCAAGGUGCCUGUUUGUUCAUCAGAACACAGAAGAAAUUAUAGAUACAAAUCAAAGUAUGGAAAGGCAAAGAUGGCUGCAAGAGAGAUUGGAUGAAAUGACACUUGCUGCAGCUGAACAAGAACAGUGCUCAGAUGUAUGCCACUUCAGUGAUGUCAUUAAGUUUGAUGUCAAGACCCACAUCCAUUACUUUGCUCACCUCUGGGAAGGUUCUCCCCCAAUGGCCCCUCCUAAUCCCUGCUAUAGCCACAAUGUUCAGGAGCUGAAAAGCAGGAUUCUUAAGCAUGCCAAAGAAGAAUCCAAGGGAGGUAUUUUGAAGAUAUCAGAACUUAAAGUGUGGAUACAGGAUUUAUGGAAGGCCUUAGUGAAUGAGAACUUCAUUUUCAGGUUCAGGAACACCCAGGAAGUCAAGGCUAUGAAUAAACUGGAGACCAUGUACAACAGCUGGACCUGGGAACUGAGAAGUCAUAUGCUGGACUUGCAGAAUCAGCUGACCAACAAGAUUCAGAAUGGAGAAGUUGAGGAGAUCAAGAGAAGCUCAAUUGAGAAUCGAAGUGCAGGAAGACAUGAAGCCAUUAAGCAAGAACUUGAAAGGUAUUUUCGAGAAGACAGAGAUAGAGAUAUCUUGGCUCAGUGGAAAGGAAGAUUUGAAGCUAAUCUGAAGAAUCUUAAAGAGGAGCUUAUAAGAGAAACUAUGAGAAAAUGUGAGUAUUUAAUUAGUGGAAAGAAAAUACAAGACCUUUUGAAGGAGGAAAAAGUAAAAUUUGAACAUAAGCUAUUAGAAAAAAUCAGAGAGAUGGCUGUGUCCCCCAGUGGGAAAGAGUUACAUGAUAAGGAGCUGAGAGAGAUGUUCAACAAGAUCUGGUCAGAGAACAUCUGCAUUCUGUUGCCUCCCACACUCCCGUCUGCUGAGGGUCCUGAUAUUGAUAUUGAGCUAGAGAACAUCCUCCUGGAGCAUUUUAAACAGCAUCCCAAUAUUGUGAACAAAAUCAGAUCUCGUAAUACAAGGAAAACAUUUUCUAUCAAUUAUUCCAAACAUGUUAUCACCUCUCAAAAGUUCCAAGUAUAUGGACCCUCUGUGGAAGACUUUGAAGAAGAUAUUAUAAAGAAGACAACAGCUCAAAUUAUGAAAUUGGUUGAAGAACUCAUACACAUAAGAGAACAACAGAAUGAGGGUUACAGUUCUAGUUACUUCCAUGAAAUUCUGCGAGUGAUCCAUACUGAGGCUGAGGCUGCAUCUCAAGGAGCCAGGUUCAUACUGACAAACAGAUAUAAACUAGAACUUGCCCUCGAGCUCUUCCAAGAGGCAGCAAACAGCUUUAAAAAGAUAUGUAUUGCAUUCAAGAGAGCAAACAACCCCGUUCUCUACCUAGAAAGCAUAAAAGAGGAAGUUUUUACUAAAUUGCUCUUAUCCUACAAAAACUGCCAAAACAUUGGCUGAUUUGCUUUUGUGAAAAGAGUUUCUGCUACCAUAUGAAUUAGAAUAAACAUUCAAAAAGCUUGUCAGUUCCUCACCUGCCUUUUCUCUUCCUCUGUUGCAUUGCUUUCUGUAAUGAGCAUUUCUGUAACCCAGAUAAUUAAACCAAACCCACUAAACACUAUACUUUGCAUCUUCUACGGGAGUUUUAGAAUUAGUAUAUGUUCUGUAAAUGAAUCUCCAAACUAAUGUUUUGCCAAAAGUUUAAAGUAAAUAUUUGUUAGAAAUAACACAAAACAUGUAAUUCACUUUUUUGAAUAACAAACGUCUCAAGUAGUACAACGCUAUAAAGCAAAGAAAAAUGAAAAGGAAAAUUUAAGACCAAGAGUAGGGGCUGGCCC